Orussus abietinus is the source of this 2385-nucleotide messenger RNA. RefSeq names its product serine/arginine repetitive matrix protein 1. Bases 1 to 2385 code for a protein of 794 amino acids. NCBI's taxonomy places the organism in Eukaryota, Metazoa, Arthropoda, Insecta, Hymenoptera, Orussidae. The transcript has 5 exons. The record is from RefSeq and is a predicted model, not a curated record.
AUGUCCAGCAUGAGACGUCCUCCUGGGCCGGUCAGGCAAUUGUCCUUGCCGGAGCCUCAGAGAAGACAGCAAGUGAGAAGACAACGAUCGGCAGACAACGAGAGACCCCUGGGGAUGUAUUCCAACCCGAUUCGAGGGAAGCACCCUGGAAAGGAAGCGGAAAGGCCUAAAGUACGAAUCGCCUGGGGAGAGGACCACCACGUCGAUGGAAGUCCGGUCGUGGCGACGACCGGGACAGCUUCUAUCAGGACAAGGGCACCGACAACAAAGACCUCGAAGAUGGUUGGGCGGCCAAACGUUGGAGAAAAGGCGACGAUCCUUUAUUCCCGACAGGAACUCGCGGAGAGACUAAGACAGGCUUGGAAGGAUAGGGAGGAGAACAAGUCCAACAUCGACAUCUUCCUGGCCCACGAUGUCCUGGAGGAGAGGAGCGAGUCCGAACUGCCCACCACAACGACAACGGGGAUACCAGGAUCAGGGAAGGGCUCGAAGGAGGAAAGACCUCCCGAGACAAGGAUCGAAUCCGAGGAAAACCAGGAGAUCCGCACCCAGGACCUGGGGGACGGAGCAACCCCGAAGGAAAGGGAUCGCUCGUCCUUUGGAGCUUCGGAUGAUGUCCUGGAGUCGGAAGCGAAAACGGGGGAUAAGGUGGAAUUAGAUUUGGGGAGGAGAGAUAAGGAUAAGGGAGAUGAGACUUCGAGGACGAUGGGAGGGCACCAGGGUAGAGGUACCAAGGACCUCGGAGGAAAGGAGGAUAAGGCGAGGAAGAAGAGGGAGCGAUUCGCGACGGCGGAGAAGAGGGUCUCCUUUCGGGAGGACUUUACAAAGGACGAGGAAGAGGAUCCACCAAAAUGCCCACCACCGGUAUCGGACCAGACCCCAUCCCCAGGUCCCUACACCCCAACAACCGAACCCGAGGCUCAAGAUAACGACAACGACCCAGCUCCUGCAACCAGAGCAGGGGACUCAGGGUGUCCCGAACCCGGGGAAGACCUGGCCAACCCCCCAAAGCCCCAGGAGGCGAAGAAGAGAUCCUGCAUCAGCAUCAGCUGCACGGGGGAGAUCAACGAGUGGCACCAGACGUCCCCGACGGUGAAGCCCCGGGUUCCGGAGAAGGACUUCUCCGAGGCCAGACUAAAACGAGCGAGUUAUCACAGCAACGCGAACAAAGCCUUCAGCGCCCCGAUAGUGGAUAGGUCAGGAAUCAAGGAACAUCCCCAUCAGCAGAGGACCCUGGCCACUAGGACAGGUUCGGCUCCUCCCCAGCGACGUUCCUUGAGCUCUGGACCAUGCAGAACCCUGGUCAGCAUCACGAUAGACGCCCCGGCUAUCAGCGGGCCCUUAUCAGGGCCCAAAGAUACGAGAUCCCCGGACCCAAAGGAACAAGUUCCAUCAGCAGCGCCGGUUAGGCCAGCAAUUUCCCAUCGGCCGAUAAAAUCAGCGACGUUGAAAAGGCGUGCUAAGACCGUGAAACGAAGACCCUCUACAGUCCACUGCAAAACCCCCUGCGAGGAGGCAAGAGACCCAGGAGGAGCUCGACCUAACAAAGGAACCCUGGACCCCAAAAUCGCCGAUGUCGUCACCAUGGUAUCCCUCGUAAGCUCGGCUGAUAGUGAUAGCGAUAUCGAACACUCACCGAGGGAUGAUAAGCUGAUUCACGAGCUGAGGAACAAACUUCCCACGACGCCUAUUAUCAAGGGGAGUCCUGCUAUCACUACCACGAGGAAGCCGGUUAAGUCGGUCUCCUUCCAGCAGGACCUGCCCGACGAGGAGAAGGAGGAUGAGAAGAAGAGCUCCAUAGCGCGUUACACGGUGCUCUGUCGCGGAACCGGAAGUGCCCUCCCCACCCCGGAAGAGACCACCACGUGGCGAACGGAAGUGGCGCCACUUCCGGUCCCGGCGUCCUCCCCCGCGUUCGGGCACGGGGUAGACGCCGAGCCAGAGACCCCGGUGACCGACCGGGAGAAGAGAUGUCUGGUGGUGCCGAUCGGCGACGUCCGCGACAAGAAGCGGAAGCUCCUCAGGACACGCAGCGCCCCGGCACGGCAGAACACGGCAGAUCCAGCGACAAGUGACCGGAAGGAGUCCUCUCUCGAAAGCGACGGCGAAGCCGGAAGUGCGUCACCGGAAGCGCCACCACCCGAGGAGACGUCGAAUGUUAAAGUAGACGGAGAACCUACGAGUCCAACGAGAAAGGCGGAACCGGAAAUAAUGGCGGUUUCCAUAGAGCCGCAAUUUCAAACGACGAAGGAGAAGGAAUGCUGGCAUCUCUACAGACGAAUGUGCGACAAGGGGGUCUAUGUCUCGUUCGACACAGUUUUGAGAGGCAUGCUCACUCCUACCGAGUAUCGGUUACGUCAGAAGGAGCUGACCCAGAAUUGUUGA